Molecule: messenger RNA, 6664 nt
Organism: Magallana angulata
Lineage: Eukaryota; Metazoa; Mollusca; Bivalvia; Ostreida; Ostreidae
Product: collagen alpha-2(IV) chain-like
Exons: 40
Coding region: 211-5616 (1801 amino acids)
Cellular component (GO): collagen trimer; basement membrane
Molecular function (GO): extracellular matrix structural constituent
Source: RefSeq, a predicted model, not a curated record
CAUUUCUUGGAGCCUGUCUUCAUCCGAAGAGAAAAGAGUUAGAGGAUCGGUGUAUGUCGCCAACUCUGAUGUUGCUGUGGACAUUUUAACGGAUUCAGAGAGGUGAAUUGUCCAACUCUAGCUGAGACCCUCUCAGCGGUGGAGGAUAGGACGGCAUAACGGCCGUUCUGUGACCAAAAACUAACCGACGUCAGCGAGAAAUUCGUCCCAAUGCCGUCAGAACGCAAGGGGGAUUGCAGUUGUGCGCCGUGCGCCGAGAAACAAGACGUGAAAAACCGUAGUGCUUUCAAAACUUACAGAAAUCACAAAGCCAUGAAGUCAUGGCUCUUACUCUGUGUAGUUAGCGUAUUUAUAUCAAGCUCAGUUCAAGUUCAUGCCCAAGACUUAAAAGAAUGUGGAGCCAACUGCCAGACAAAUAAUGGAUGUAAAUGUGUGGGUGAAAAGGGGUCUAGGGGUGUUCCCGGAGCACUGGGACCCCCAGGACCUCAGGGUCUCAGGGGUUACCCCGGCAUGGAAGGACUUCCCGGACAAAAAGGUCAGAAAGGUGAAUCAGGCCCAUUAGGACCUCUUGGACCAAAGGGAGACAGAGGAAAAAUGGGAAUGCCUGGGUUUCCUGGUAUCAAUGGAAUUCCGGGUAUCCCUGGACCCCCUGGACCUAGAGGACCUGCUGGUAUGGAUGGAUGCAAUGGAACACAGGGAGAACCCGGUAUUCCUGGGUUUAACGGUCAGCCUGGUGCAAUAGGACCUCCCGGUCUCCCCGGUACCAAAGGUGAAAAAGGAGAGCCCUCUGUAGGAGUCGCCAUCAAAGGUCAAAAGGGAGAACCUGGAAUUGAAGGAUUUCAAGGUUUGCAGGGUCCCCCUGGAAGAGAUGGACCAUCUGGAUUACCUGGACUAACUGGUCCUGAAGGCCCAAGGGGAUACGAUGGACUGAUUGGUAUGAAGGGAGAGGCAGGAAAUCCUGGUCUUGGCAAAAACGGACAAAAAGGAGACCAAGGAGAACCAGGAAGUCCAGGUCCCCCCGGCCCCCCCUGUGAUUCUACCAAGGAGGAGCUGCAACAAGGCAACUUGACCCAAACAGGACCCAAAGGAAACAAAGGAGAGAGGGGUUAUUCUGGACGAGAUGGAUUACCAGGAUCUGAAGGUCAAAAGGGAGAGCAAGGAUUUCCUGGUAUGAAAGGACCCCCAGGAAUGGAUGGAGAGAAGGGUGUGCCUGGUAUCGCUGGUCCAAGAGGAAAACAAGGAUUACCUGGUCUACCUGGAUUACCUGGAUUAAAGGGUGACCGUGGAAUGGAUGGGCUACCUGGAUUAAAUGGAAUUCAAGGUGAAAAGGGCAACCCUGGUGUACCUGGUGUGAAAGGAGAGAAGGGAUACCAAGGUCCCCCGGGACCUAGUGGGGGAGAAGGUGGAGAUGGUCCUGAAGGUCCCAAGGGUGAACGAGGUCCCUCUGGAGAAAGAGGUUACCCUGGGCUGGAUGGACUUAUGGGAUUGCCUGGAUCCCCUGGACGACCCGGACCUCAAGGAGGUCCAGGAACUCAGGGACUUCCUGGACCGGAAGGACCACCCGGACCCAAGGGAAACAAAGGAGAUAAAGGAAAUUCUGGUUUACCUGGAAUUGAUGGUUUAUCAGGCCAGCCUGGCUUACCUGGAGAAAAAGGUAAUCCCGGACCGAAAGGAAACGCUGGAGUGUCAAUCCCAGGUGUAAAAGGAGCUAAUGGUCUGCCUGGUCGUGAUGGAUUACCCGGAAGGAAAGGAGAGACCGGAUUUAGAGGACUCCCUGGAAUUCCAGGAAACUCCACCAUGGGGCGCCCUGGACUUCCUGGACCAAAAGGAAGUAAAGGGAAUUCUGGAUUUCCUGGGGUGAGCGGUCGUGAGGGUCUCCCAGGUCUUCCUGGAGCGAAAGGUGAUAGAGGAGGCUCCUGUAGGGAUUGUUUACCUGGACUCAAAGGAGAGAAAGGAACAUCUGGACAGCCCGGUACCCCUGGAAUCCCCGGGGAGAUUGGGCGCACUGGGGCUAAGGGUGAACCCGGACUUCGUGGAGACGAUGGUAUACCUGGAUUCAGUGGACAGCGAGGAGAACCAGGUCUUCCUGGUGUACCCGGUCGUGAUGGAUUUAAAGGAGACAAGGGAGAACCAUACAAGCUGGAGUCCGAAAGUUUUAAAGAUAUGUGUAGGAAAGGGGAGCCAGGUCUACCUGGACCUCCAGGUGAGCAGGGCCUUAACGGACUUCCAGGUCCCCAGGGACCUCGAGGAAUAGAUGGUUCACCAGGACUACCAGGACAAAAGGGAGACAGAGGUGUUGACGGAAGAGACGGAAUCCCUGGAAACCCUGGACUCCCGGGACUCAUUGGUCCCAAAGGAAACCCAGGAAUCGGUCUUCCUGGAAUUCCUGGAGAAAGAGGCAUACCUGGAGAUAAUGGACUUCCUGGAUUGAACGGCAUGAAGGGAGAUAAGGGUAUACCUGGUGAGACCAUCAACGUUAAUGUCGAUCUUCUGAAGGGAACCAAGGGUGAGCCAGGAUUCCCUGGAAACCCCGGAAUUCCUGGAAGAGACGGACUACCUGGACUUAAAGGAGACAGAGGUGAACCUGGCCUACCAGGAGUUAAUGGUCUACCUGGAAUGAAGGGCGAGCGAGGAUUUGAUGGUAUUCCUGGGGAGGCAGGACCAAGAGGACUUCCUGGUCCUAGAGGUGAUAGAGGCUCUGAUGGACCAUCAGGAUCUCCAGGGUUUGACGGACGACCUGGAGAACCAGGACCUCAAGGAUUACCUGGAGUCAAAGGAGAUUCUGGACAGCCAGGAAGAGACGGACGUUCUUCAAUUGGAGAGAAAGGAGAUUCAGGAUUACCUGGGCGCCCCGGACUUCAAGGUCAGCCAGGUCUCCCCGGACAGGAUGGGGUUCCCGGACAAGAUGGUCUGCCAGGAAUGAAGGGAGACACUGGUCCCUCUGGACUUUCAGGCCUGCCCGGAUCCCCGGGAUUAAAGGGUGAACCAGGAGUUGAGGGACCUGAAGGAACCAGGGGAGCCCCUGGAGAGGACGGUCGUCCCGGACUACCAGGUGUGGUUGGAGCUAAAGGAACACCUGGGCUCCCUGGAGCAGAUGGCUUAUCAGGUAUUCCAGGAGAGAGAGGAGAGUCAGGCUUCCCCGGACAACCCGGUGCCCCCGGACUGGACGGUCCCCAGGGACCUCCCGGACUCCCAGGGGAGCGAGGCAGAGACGGAUCCCCAGGUCCUAAGGGAGAGCCAGGCUUUGUGGGAAUUCCAGGGGAGCCUGGACGAGAUGGAAAUGAUGGACUUCCUGGACUGCAAGGAAUGAAGGGUGAAAGGGGAUUCCCAGGGAUCCCUGGCGAGCAGGGACGUAGUGGUGAACCAGGACAAAAGGGUGACACUGGCCCCAGCGGUCUGCCUGGAUUACAAGGUGUCCCCGGAAAUGACGGACUUCCCGGAGUUAAAGGAGAGUCUGGUCGCCCGGGAUCCCCAGGAUCUUCGGGACUACCAGGACAGGACGGACUCCCAGGACUACCUGGAAUGAAGGGAGAUCAAGGGCCCGCAGGUGUGGGUAUCCCCGGUGAGUCAGGUAUCCCAGGUGAGAGAGGACGUGAUGGAGCCCCUGGUUUACCUGGAAUGAAGGGAGAACCAGGACAGCAAGGACUCCCGGGAUUCCCUGGCAUGAAGGGAGAGAGGGGUUUCCCUGGACCAGCAGGACAGAAUGGUAUUCCAGGAAAUGAUGGACUCCCAGGAAUGAAAGGAAAUCCUGGUUUGAAUGGUGUUCCAGGUAGAGCUGGAUUGAAGGGUGAACCUGGUCUUAAUGGAAUCCCGGGCCGUGAAGGGCCUAAGGGUGAGGCAGGGUUACCUGGUGUGCCCGGUGAACGCGGCCCAGAGGGUCUGAAGGGAGAACCAGGUCUCAACGGCCUGCCAGGCUCACCCGGCGUAGCUGGAUUACCUGGAAUGAAGGGAGAUCGUGGCAGGGAUGGAGUGAACGGCUUACCUGGACCUAAAGGAGAUUCUGGAUUGCCUGGAAGAGAUGGCAUUAAGGGUGAACGGGGAUCCCCUGGUUUCCCAGGCCCAGAGGGAAGAGAGGGCUUACCGGGCAUGAAAGGAGAAAGAGGACCUGAGGGACCAUUUGGAGUGAAGGGAGAGCCAGGUCGUUCCAUUCAAGGAAUCAAGGGAGAACCAGGAAUACCUGGAGAACAGGGUCGGGAUGGAUUCCCAGGAAUGAAGGGAAAUGCUGGUUUGCCUGGACAGCCAGGAUUACCAGGAAUGAAAGGAGACCAAGGACUAGGAUACCCUGGGCCUCAGGGUCCAAAGGGAGACAGUGGAUUUAAUGGAAUCCCAGGUGAACAGGGAUUGACUGGUGUUCCCGGAGAACCAGGACAACCCGGAUUCCCUGGUCUAAAGGGAGAUUCCGGAGAUAGAGGUGUGCCCGGUCUUCCAGGAUUACAAGGCAUGCCAGGUCCUGAAGGACCUCAAGGUGAGCCAGGCGUCCCAGGAUCACCUGGAUUGCCAGGUCUUAAGGGAGAUGCUGGACUUCCAGGACGUGAUGGAUUUGAGGGAAUAAAAGGAGAGAGAGGACCAUCUGGAUUACCUGGAGUAAGGGGAUUGAAAGGUGAUAGAGGUUUCCCUGGAGAGAAAGGUUCAAUUGGACCACAAGCAAGCACUAAGGGCAUGAGAAUAAAGGGAGAGAAGGGCGAGACUGGGGAUAGAGGCAGAGCGGGAUUCCCCGGACUUCCUGGAAGCAAGGGUGAUGCAGGUUUCCCAGGUCCUAAGGGUUUCCCUGGUAUUCCUGGAGAGAGGGGUGUGCAAGGAUUCCCAGGAAUGAAGGGAGAGUCAGGAUUCCCCGGACAGCCAGGCAUUCCCGGAGAAGAUGGUUUCCCAGGUGCCCAGGGAGCUACUGGAGACCCAGGAUUCCCCGGGCCCCCAGGCAGGACCCCACCCUCAGGUUUCUUGGUCGUGCGCCACAGUCAGACCGAGUCGGAACCAGAGUGCCCUGACAGUACAAGUCGCCUCUGGACUGGUUACAGCUUGCUGUAUAUUGAAGGAAAUGAGAGAUCUCACCAUCAAGACUUGGGCUGGGCUGGCUCCUGUAUGCAGAGAUUUAGUACAAUGCCAUUCCUCUUCUGUAACUCCAACAAUGUUUGUAAUUACGCAAGUCGAAACGACAAAUCCUAUUGGCUCUCCACCAACGAACCCAUGCCCAUGAUGCCAGUCCGCGACCCAGAACUGAGGCGAUUCAUCAGUCGUUGUGUGGUCUGCGAUGCCCCCGCCAAUGUCAUCGCUGUCCACAGUCAGGAAAUGUCUAUCCCUGAGUGUCCCAUUGGCUGGAAGGGACUCUGGAUUGGAUACAGUUUUGCUAUGCAUACCGGUGCAGGUCCAAGCGGUGGGGGACAGUCCCUGUCCAGCCCUGGAAGCUGUCUGGAAGACUUCAGGGCCACACCCUUCAUUGAGUGCAACGGCAGCGGCGGUACCUGCCACUUCUAUGCCAACAAGUACAGCUUCUGGCUGACUACCAUUGAUCAGAGCCAGAACCAGUUUGCAACUCCGGUUCAAGAAACACUGAAGGCUGGCAACCAGAGGACGAGAGUGUCUAGAUGCCAGGUCUGCAUGAAAACCACAAGACCUUAAUUCUCAAUACAAACUCUCUAAUAAAUAAAAACAAAACCCUUUAUUUUAUCAAUUUUUUUUUCUCAUGAUGACAUUUUAUGAGCAGCUUUGUUGUAAUCUCUUUUUUUGACCUGAUUUUUAAGGGUCAUGUUAAGUGUGCAAUGAAAAAAGUUAUGUUGUAGAAUUAACAAGCAUUGGCAAACCACAAAGUGCCUUAUACAGAACUGUGCAAUUAAGCCAUGUUUACUAUGCAAUGAUUAAUGUUUUUUAUAUAUAUAAUUAUGUAUCUUUGUAUCUGUCUCCUGUCUAGGAUGUAAAUGAUUGCACCGUUUCAUGUCCUUGUGUGUCUAUAUAUACAAGAGGUUGUAUGGAAUCCAUGUUUUUUCUCUGUAUUUUGUUUAUGAACUGCUUUUAUAUAUAUCAAAUUAAGUAUUAUCAGAUAAGAAAUAUUACAGGCACUGAAGAGAAGGGAUGAAUUUUAAAAUUGUAGCAGUUUUACGCCUGUCACUGUUUCUUGCGCUUUGCUUCAAUGACUAAAAAUAGUGAUGAUGUAAUACUCAAUUUCUGUCAGGAAUCUCUGUUUCUUUUUCUGCUCAGACAAAUGUGUGAAUGGGAGAUGUGGCGAUGCACUGGGAUUAUGUUAAUUCAUUAUUGUAAAUGCAUUUAUCACAUCCUGUAGAUAAUGACAUCAUUCAAGACAAUCAUAAUUCCAUCUUUGAUUCCCCCAAUGAUUCUAGCCAAUCAUGAUAUGUGAAACAAAGCACACAAAGGCUUUACACAAUAAUUCUGUGACGGCUAUUCUGAUUGGACAGUGAUCAUUGGGCUUGAAUGAAUGAUUUUACUUGGUAGAUGAUGAACAAAAUUAAUGUGUGUUAAAAUGAAUAUAUGUAUUUUUUUUUCAUAUUAACUCCAUGGCGAGUUCAUAGAUGAAAGAAGGUCAAUAAAUGCAAAUUUUUAACAACCUUUUUGGGCAUGAUCAAAAUUAUGAAUUAAUUUUUUUUUGCAUAUUUCAAUGUUCAUGGCAUUAAAGCUAAUUCUUUUAAAAAUAAAGUUUCUAAGAAAAAUAUAA